CUCUCUUUCCCCUGCUCCGACUCUCAGAUCCUGGCCUCCCUUCAGCUCCACAGACCUGUGGGGGCCCCCGGUGAGGACAUGCUGGCAGAGCUAGGGUCCUGCUUGCUGCUGGCAGUGGCUCUGCUGGGCCCAGGCCCCAGGGCCCAAGCUAUGAAAGGUGUCAAAUGUGGGGGUGUGCUCUCAGCACCUUCUGGAAACUUCUCCAGCCCCAACUUCCCCAGGCUCUACCCCUACAACACGGAGUGCAGUUGGCUGAUUGUGGUGGCCGAGGGCUCCUAUGUGCUGCUCACCUUCCACGCCUUCGACCUGGAGUACCACGACACCUGCGCCUUCGACUUCCUGGAGAUCUACAACGGAGCCUCAGGAGACAAGGGCAACCUGCUGGGGAGGUUCUGCGGCCAGGUGCCCCCGCCACCCUUCACCUCAUCCUGGCAUGUCAUGUCUGUGGUCUUCCACUCAGACAAGCACGUGGCCAGCCGCGGCUUUUCUGCAGGCUACCAGAAAGAUGUGUGUGGUGGCAUGCUGACUGGUCUGUCGGGGGUCCUUGCCAGCCCUGAGUACCCCAACAACUACCCCAACAACGUGGAGUGUCGCUGGGUGAUCCGGGCCACAGGCCCCACCGCUGUCAAGCUGGUGUUCGCAGACUUCCAGGUGGAGGGCAAUGAGGAGUGCACCUACGACUACGUGGCUGUGCUCGGGGGGCCUGGGCCUGCCCUUGGCCACCACUACUGUGGCAGCACCAAGCCCCCCACCCUUGUGUCUCGGGGCCAUGAGCUACAGGUGGUCUUCAAGUCUGACUUUAACAUCGGAGGCCGGGGCUUCAAGGCCUACUACUUCUCAGGAGAAUGCCAGGAGGUAUACACAACUACGCGGGGCAACUUCUCCAGCCCGCAGUACCCCAGCCCCUAUCCCAACAACAUCCGGUGCCACUGGACCAUCCACCUGCCUCCCGGCUACCGGGUCAAGGUGUUCUUCCUAGACCUGGAACUGGAGGAGCCCAACAGCCUGACCAGGACCUGUGACUUCGACCACCUGGAGGCCUUUGAUGGGGCCAGUGAAGAGGCGCCCCUGCUGGGGAGUUGGUGUGGCCACCACCUACCGCCACCCUUCACCUCGAGCCAAAACCUGCUUCUGCUCCUGCUGCACACGGACCGCAGCACCACCCACAGGGGCUUCUCUGUGGCCUACAUCGGAGUGGUACCCAUGAAUGUGAGCUGCUCCCGCACGGAUUUCCAGAUUCUGAUCUCUGCGCAGGCGCUGGCCCCCCUGGAUCGGACCAAGGUCUACCUGGGCAGCCGGAGCUGUGCGGCCCAGGAAGUAGGCAGCAACUUCCGGAUCCAGGCCCACUUUGACACCUGUGGCACUGAGUCUCAGAGAAGAAACAACACAGCAGUGAUCGUCAGCGUGCUGUACAUCGACUUCUCGGCCGGCGGGCAGGAGGACGUCCAUGAGUACGAGGUCCUCUGCGAGCCACGGCGCAAGGAGGCUUCUGUCCACCUGCUGUCCGGCUCCCACUGGCUUGGGCCCUAUGACGCUACAGCUGAGCACCUCCAAGAGGCACCUCCCAGGGCUAAGGCAGAGGCUCCAGAGGGCCCAGUGGCCGUGGUGGCCCAGGACACCAGUGACAUCGUCUUCCUGGGCCUCUGCAUCCUGGCAGGAGUCCUCAUGGUCAUCGCCAUCGUAGUGCUGAUGCUGCUGUGAGCAG
Molecule: messenger RNA, 1705 nt
Organism: Talpa occidentalis (Iberian mole)
Lineage: Eukaryota; Metazoa; Chordata; Mammalia; Eulipotyphla; Talpidae
Gene: CDCP2
Product: CUB domain containing protein 2
Exons: 6
Coding region: 79-1701 (540 amino acids)
Source: RefSeq, a predicted model, not a curated record